Molecule: messenger RNA, 894 nt
Organism: Didymella exigua CBS 183.55
Lineage: Eukaryota; Fungi; Ascomycota; Dothideomycetes; Pleosporales; Didymellaceae
Exons: 1
Coding region: 1-894 (297 amino acids)
Source: RefSeq, a predicted model, not a curated record
AUGACUUUCUCUUCACCUUCGUUACGCUCGUUGUCUCCUUUUUCUACUCAAGUCUGCGAUGAAAGACCUGAACAGCACAAUGUCAACAAUGACAAUCGCCGCCGCUUCAACGGCAACAUGGCCACACAAUCGAACAGCUCCAGACUGCUUCUGAGCUCGAACCACAUAGCAACACAGAUGCGCGAGCCACUAUGCCCAUACGAGCCCGAGGACACGACACAACGCGCUCCAGCGCGAUGGCACAUGGGCGUGAGCGGCUCACCUCGCCCCCCAACCCCACCGCCAACACACCUCCCGCCGCUGCGCCGCCGCAGCGCACCACCCACCCCGUUCCCGCCCACCGACACGCGGCGCCACGGCAUGAUGCUCGCCCCACCACUAGACACAGACGAAGACCUGCCCUCCUACUCAGCGCGGGACAUGGCCUUGCGGCGCCACACCCACCCCAUGGCGGCCUCGGAGCUGCGUCUCGAGCCCCCUUGCGACGGCCUAGUCGCAGCCGCGGCGGACCCGCCGCCAGCAUACGCAGCGGCCGAUCCGUGCCUGUUUCCCGGUGCGGCGGGGCGGCGCCCGAGCCGCGUGGCGAGGGCGCUGCUGUGUCCGUUUGUGCCGGCGGGCGGGCUGCUGGAGGGCGCGGCGGGGUGGGCGGAUCGGUGGGCUGCUGGGGUGUGGGGGAGGGCGAGGGACGUGCCGCGGCGGAUUGAGGAUAAGCGGGCGAGGCGGAAGGUGCGGUGGCUGGAGGAGCGGGGGUGGGGUGGGGAUGGUAGUGGCAGGGAGCAGGCGGCGGGGCGUGUGCGAUGCAGUGAGGAUGCAGGGCGUGUGCGAUGCAGUGAGGAUGCGGGGCGUGUGCGAUGCAGUGAGGAUGCGGGGGUGUGCUAUGAGCAUUCUGCGUAG